GUUCAUCAUACUCAAACAAAUCACCUUGACAGGGAUUGCGCGCACUUUGUCCUCAGUCACUUGAGGACGCUCACUUUUGGUUUGCAAAACAUUUUAGGCGGGACACUGUGCGCGAAAGAAUUAUGCGACGCUUAUUUUGGCGAAAAAAUAACUUGUUAAUCCUUGGAAUUGUGUGCUUUGCUCUAAUGUUAGUUUUAUGGAUAAGUACAGACAAGCUUGAGCAUAAUAAGGUUCAUGAAGACCGUGCGUAUCUGCCUGUUGACAAAGCACCAGAGGAUGCGCUUAAACGAGGUGUUGACUCUCAAGGACUAGAUGCAGCCUAUAAGUACCACGCGGAAAAUCCCAUUCCAAGACCAGUGGCUAAUGCUCCACAGUUUCCAAAUGUCCGCCUACAUCCCCCUAUCGAUAAAGAUCCGGUUCCUGGAAAAGUACAACUAGACCUUGCGAAUAAAAAUGAUAAUGAUGAUAAACUUCAUUUUCGUGAUAUAAUACCUCCUGCUGAUGAACCUGAGGAAGACAAUGCAGUUAUUCAACCUAUGGAUUCUGACAAAAAAGUGGACCAACAACAUGCCAAGUAUGCUGAGCAUAGUAACUCAAACGGGUUAUCAGCCAUUGCAAAAUUGGGUUUAUUUCCGAGUUCUCCACCUCCAAAAAGCGACGAACAUUCAACCGGUCCUGGCGAAGGUGGUAAAGCGUACAAAGUGGAACGUGAUGAGCUGCCACCAGCUGAACGUGAAAAAUUCGAUCAAGGAUGGAAGGAUAACGCUUUCAAUCAAUAUGCUAGUGAUCGUAUCAGUGUUAGACGAUAUUUACCAGACUAUCGAGAAGGAAAGUGUAAAGUGGAUACAUACUCACCAAAUCUACCGUCUACAUCUGUUAUAAUCUGUUUUCACAAUGAAGCUUGGUCAGUUUUAUUGCGUUCUGUACAUUCAGUGAUCGAUCGAUCUCCAGCACAUUUAUUACGUGAGGUUAUACUGGUUGAUGAUUUUUCUGAUCUACCUCAUCUCAAAGAAGCACUGGAGGAAUAUAUGCAAAUGCUAAAAAUUGUUAAAAUUGUUCGCACCAAACAACGUGAAGGUUUGAUUAGAGCUCGAAUGCUUGGCGCGGAGCGUAGUACUGGUGAUGUGCUUGUAUUUCUGGACUCUCAUAUUGAAUGUACUACAGGUUGGCUUGAACCACUCUUAGAGCGUAUUGCUUAUAAUUCGUCAAUUGUUGUUGUUCCUGUGAUAUCAACAAUAAAUGAUAAAGAUUUAAAAAUUUAUGUAUCUAAAGCUCAAGAUGUUCAAGUUGGUGGUUUUGAUUGGGGUUUAACAUUUCGUUGGCAUGAACAAACUGAACGUGACAAAAAUAGACCUGGUGCACCGUAUUCACCUGUCAGGACGCCUACUAUGGCUGGUGGUUUGUUCGCGAUAAGUCGAGAUUACUUUAAUCACCUUGGUAAAUAUGAUCCUGGUAUGGAAGUAUGGGGAGGUGAGAAUUUGGAGUUGUCAUUCAAGAUUUGGAUGUGUGGUGGGAUUUUGGAAACUAGUGUCUGCAGUUAUGUGGGGCACAUAUUCCGUGGUCGUUCACCAUACAAAUGGGAUGUUAAAGUGAAAGAUCCUUUGAAGAGGAAUUUGCUUCGAUUGGCUGAAGUUUGGCUUGAUGAUUAUAAACGAUUUUAUUAUGCACGUAUUGGUUUUAAAAGUGUCGAUUAUGGUGAUAUUUCAGAACGUAAGGCCUUACGUGAAAAUUUGAAAUGUCAUUCAUUCGAAUGGUAUUUAAAUAAUAUUUAUCCAGAAUUAUUUGUGCCUUCAAAAGCCUUAGCGUCUGGUGAUAUUGAAAAUGUUGCUGCUCCUCAGUGCUUAGAUGCACCAAUACCGAAUAAGAAAGAUCGUAAAACAGUGAUUAUUAAAACAUGGCCAUGUCAUAAACAAGGAGGUAAUCAAUUCUGGUUAUUAUCACCUGAAAAUGAGAUUAGACGAGAUGAUUAUUGUUGGGACUCGGGUGUAAAGGAAGGAAGCAUUGGUUUGUUAAAUUGUCAUGGUUCACACGGGAAUCAAAUGUUUACAUAUGAAAAUGAUAACACUAUUCGUCAUCAAGGCCAGUGUUUAGAAAUGAAACCUAAUACUGCUUUAGUAAGACUUGCUAGAUGUACUGGUUCAGUAAAUCAACAAUGGAAAUUCAGUAGAAAGCCGUAUCUGCCAUCUAUAGAGAAUAAUGAAUCAUUUUGAUUCAACUUACUGUGGAAUGCUUCUGAGAUCCAUCCCGUUUUCGCGCAUAAGUACAUAUAUACUAAUGUAUUCAUGAUAUACAUGUCUUUCGUGGUCUGCUGUCUAUCAAGCAAAUAUUUUCCUUCCAGAACAAGUGAACAAAUGAUACUCUCCUAUUGUUAUUCUUCUUUUAUACUCCUUGUAUACUCAUAUAUAUGCAUAUAUAUAUUUUCUAUAUGCAUACAUAUAUAUCCAUGCUAUAUAUGUGUGUAUAUACACUGAAACGACAUAUCAGCCUUACUUACUCACUUACUUACUUACUUACAUGCCUUCGUUUUCCCUUCUGAUCUGUGAUAAGAUUUUUAAUAUUACAAGCAUAUAUGUAUGUAUCUAAAUGUGAACGUUGGAGACACAUGGACAAUGAGUUAGAGGUGAUUUUGUCCUCCCUAAUAUAUACUCUUUGUAUAUACAUACACAUGUAUUGUUUUACUUGAUAAGCCAGAAUAACCUUAUGAUGAAUAGUGUUCAAAUGUGUGUGAUUGUGCCUGUGUGCGUGUGUGUGUAUGCUUGGUGUGGGCAUCAGCUUAUUACUAAUAUCAUCAUUAUUUUUAUGUGCCUUUCUCCUGGUGAUUUGGUUUGUAUUUUUAUUUAGCGCAUUGCAUAUACAUCAUACGCUUAAGGAGAAUGUAAACACAUUGCUCAAUCUUUUGUGUUUCUCACCUCUUUCUUUCCCUAUUUUUAUGAAGGGAUUUAGCCUGUUUUCAGAUAUUUUUUCCACGGUUUUACAAAGUAUGAGUUGACUUUCACUGCAAUCCCUUUUGUGGUUCUCCAUAUUAACAUAGAUGUGAAUAUCUAUAGAAAUUAAUAUUUUGUCUACUUUGAGAAGCGUCCUACUUUCCUCCUUUUUAUUUCACGUCUUACUGAAGAAAACUUUAGGAUUUCAAGUGAAUUUCAAGGUUGACUAUUCAUGUUGUGCUGUAUGUGAUAUAGUGUUGAUUUCAGUUCAACCUCUUUAUUAUUAUUAUUAUUAUUGUUAUUAUUAUUAUUAUUUCCAAGUCAUUAUUUUUCUUUUCUUAUGAAUAUAUAUCUGUGUGCCUUCCAAUUGCAAAUGCAAUUUGUCGCUACAACAACAGCAACAACAACAAGAA
This is a messenger RNA of Trichobilharzia szidati, 3337 nucleotides long. The record is from the annotation of a GenBank genome assembly. Lineage: Eukaryota; Metazoa; Platyhelminthes; Trematoda; Strigeidida; Schistosomatidae.